AUGGACCAAGUGACCAUCCCAGACUGCACGUGUACCAGAUUCGGUGUAAAGGAAAGCGAGUCCCCAGACACUUACAGGGUUCUUGGGAAGCAGUGUGCUGCUGUCAGAACCCACCACUGGUGGAUGAUGGAGCCUCCACACAGGUGUUUCCCAAGCAUCUGGAUACUCACUUGCCAUGGGAAUUCACCGUUCUGGACUUCAAGCAGCUCCCUCAACGGCAGCCAUGAUGAGUUCGGGAAGGCAGGUCUGUGGCCACACAGAACUGAUUUUGAGAAAGAAAGCAAAGAGUCACUGGUAUAUGAGGGCGUCCAGAGAAAUCCUCGCUCCACAUUCCCAGAACCUUCCCACUUAAGAUCAGGUGGCGUUCGAGGAAAACUGUAUGAGAAGGUUCACUGGAAGACCUUAGAAAAUACCUCCAAACUGAACAUCGCCAGCACAGGAAAAGUUCUUCCCCUGUGGUUUUCCAUUUCUGCAGAAUGUGGUGUGAGACCCCUGUAUGAUAACAGAAUUCGACACUCCAGGAUCAUAGGAGGGCAGGAGGCUGAGGUGGGUGAGUUCCCAUGGCAGGUGAGCAUUCAGGAAAAUGACCAUCAUUUCUGCGGCGGCUCCAUUCUCAGUGAAUGGUGGAUACUCACCGUGGCCCACUGCUUUUAUUCUCAGGAGCUUUCCCCAACAGAACUCACAGUCAGAGUGGGAACCAAUGACUUAACUACUUCACCCAUGGAACUGCAGGUCACCAACAUAAUUCGGCACAAAGACUUUAAACGACACAGCAUGGACAACGACAUCGCCUUGCUGCUGCUGGCCAAUCCCUUAACGUUCAAUGAGCAGACAGUGCCCAUCUGCAUGCCCCUCCAGCCCACCCCUCCCAGCUGGCAGGAAUGCUGGGUGGCAGGAUGGGGCACAACCGACUCGGCUGACAAAGAAUCCAUGAACAUGGAUCUCUUGAAGGUGCCCAUGCAUAUUACAGAUUGGAAGGAAUGCUUACAGCUGUUUCCAAGCCUCACCACAAACAUGCUGUGUGCUUCAUAUAACAAUGAGAGCUUCGAUGCCUGCCAGGGUGACAGUGGGGGACCACUUGUCUGCAACCAAGAGUCUGACGGCAGGUGGUACCAAGUGGGCAUCAUCAGCUGGGGCAAGAGCUGUGGACAAAAAGGCUCCCCAGGGAUAUACACUGUCUUGGCAAACUAUAUCCUGUGGAUUGAGAAAAUCACCCAGAUAGAGGGGAAGCCCUUGGAUCUUAAUAGUCAGAUGGUCUCUGUCAAGAAGAAAACCAGAAAGAACAACCAAGCCUCCAAAUGCCCAGCCCUGAACUACCCCCUAAGCUGGUUCCUGCCCUGUCUUCUGUCCUUUGCACUGCUUAGAGCUUUGUCCUACUGGGAAUAAAACAAUACAGUCUCUGACCCCUGGCAGGUGAGUUAGAGUGUGCUUUGGGACAUGCUACAAAUCUGAGCCAACAUUGAGGACCUGGAGGUGUGGACAGAAAGAGGAGGACCCCAAAGAUAGGCUGAAGCCCUGACUCAGGGGCUGAAUGCAGAUACAGCCAGGUAGGACAUAAGUUGUCACUCUUGGUCACCUGCCUGUUCAAGCUAAUUUCUUGUGGAUGGGGCCUUCUCUAGCUAGUCAUUUGUUUGGAUAGCAACUGUGAGACCUUCCAUUCCUCCUAUUUGAAGACUCUUCCUACCCAUCAUCCAUCACCCUUGGAGGCAGGAGAAAGGAUUCAGUGGUUAAAGAUGCUUGCUGCUCUUGCAGAAGACCCAGAUCCAGUGCCUGGUAGUGCUCGUAACCACCUGUUACUCCAGUUCCAUGGGAUCAGAUGUCUUCACCUCACCCCCUCUGUGCUACUGCACACUUGUGGUACACACACGUACAUUUGGGCACACACACACAGACUUUUUUUUCUAAGACAUAAAACUAAAGAAAUGGUUCUAGAACAGACGUCACCUGGUCUGUGUAUUUAUGAAAUGGGAAAAUAAGUCACGAAGACAGAAAGUGACUUGGCCAAGUUCACAGGGCUUAGGUGACACUGGAGCUGGGAAUCAUACCAUCAUUUACAUUGUGCUGUUGGCUUUAAUCCUAAUCCAACUGAUUAAAAAGAGACUGAGGUCCAGGAUUGGAAAGAGACUCACUCUAAAAUGAGUGGAGACAAACGGGAGCACCUAAGAGCCACAGAGUUGUCCCAAUCCAUCCACAGGCUUCGAUCAGUCCUCUGAGAAGAAAAGACCCUCUUAGGACUUGGUACAGAUAAGCUGGUGGCCAGCUUAGCCACAGACAGACAGACUGUCCCAAUUUAGGAUUUUGUUGGUUCCUUCAUGGAAGAAGCACUGUACAAUAUCAGCCUUUGUACCUGUGUUUCUCUGCCUGCAAAGGACUCCAGACCACUUUGGGUUUUCUACCCUCAUAGCCACUGACCCCAAGAACAUAACCCUUCUCUAUUCUGGGCUGGUAGUUCUCAGAUUCUUUGAAGAGUGAACAGGCAAAUGGUAAAAGAAGGUGGCAUAUGCCUGAUUGGGAUGGGACGAAAGUCAUCUAGAAAAGACUAUGGCAAGUGAGUUUCCCGGAAGUGGCCCACUGGGUGCCAUUACGUGGCUGCUAUGGGUGCACUCUGGUGAGGCACAGCCUGAGAGACUUCAUCCCAGGAUUGCUUCUCUCUGCUGAUGUAACUUUCUUGCCACAGUUACAUAGCCUAAUGAUUCCUGGGCAUCAGCCCACCCUGUUGGGCAAAUUUCCUGCAGAUCAACAUGAAAAUGG
Rattus rattus (black rat) is the source of this 2751-nucleotide messenger RNA. Its product is annotated as serine protease 55-like. The record is from RefSeq and is a predicted model, not a curated record. Lineage: Eukaryota; Metazoa; Chordata; Mammalia; Rodentia; Muridae. Gene Ontology annotation, molecular function: serine-type endopeptidase activity. Gene Ontology annotation, biological process: proteolysis. The transcript is spliced from 5 exons. The coding region runs from base 1 to 1386 and encodes 461 amino acids.